AUGGCGACAAAGGUCGUCCACCUAGAAGUCGUAUCCGAGUUGUCAACCUUUUUGGCCGCCUUUGAUCGAUUUAUUGCAUGCCAAGGCUCACCUCACGACGCAUUUUUUGACUGUGGUACUAAUUUCGUGGGAGCAGCCCAGUACCUCCGCACCCUGGUUAACGACCCGACUAUCCGGCACGCAUUAACAUCUCACGUAUCGUAUGUCUGGCACUUCAAUCCACCCAGUGCACCCCACUUCGGUGGCCUCUGGGAGGCUGCGGUACGGUCAUUCAAAACCCUCUUGAUGCGACUCGUUGGUGUCCAUACUUUUAGUUGGGAAGAGAUGACUAUCGCAUUGUGCCGCAUUGAAGCAGUGCUGAACUCUCUGCCGUUAACUCCGAUGUCAUCAUCUUCAAUGGAUGUGGACUACCUGACACCGGGAAAUUUCUUGAUUGGUCAACCUUUGUUGGCAGUUCCAAACGUGUCAAUAGCUGAAAGUUGUACUAGGGUAGUAAACAGGUGGAAAUUACUGCAUCAGUGCCAUCAGUCUUUUUGGCGCCGGUGGUCUACCGAGUAUCUGAGUUCCCUUCAAGUCCGAGCCAAGUAG
This is a messenger RNA of Acyrthosiphon pisum (pea aphid), 588 nucleotides long. RefSeq lists its product as uncharacterized. The transcript has a single exon. Lineage: Eukaryota; Metazoa; Arthropoda; Insecta; Hemiptera; Aphididae. Gene Ontology annotation, molecular function: nucleic acid binding. The coding region runs from base 1 to 588 and encodes 195 amino acids. The record is from RefSeq and is a predicted model, not a curated record.